GGUUUUUGAUGGUUGAAAUCAUCUCCACAGAAAUCUUUCAAACUUCCCGGAAAUGUAUUUGGGGCCAACAGCUAUCGGACUUUUCGUUUGGGGUGAAAAAGGAAGAUCAGCUAAAUGCGGAGGUUUGAGUCGCGAGGGUGCUGUUUUGUGUUUCCCCGGGCUGGGUUUCUUUACGCUGGGGGUUUACCCGGUUAGGCCAACCCGGAUCAGGUUUCGCCAGGUUUGAGGGUGUCCGGGCUGCCCUGUCCCCAACCCGACUUCCCCACCUACGAGGCACCCUACCCCUUCUUACGGUAUCACAUACGGUAUCUCUAUGUUCUCGUUUGAUGUUCUAUAAAUGGAAAAUAAAAGCAAUAGCUUCCUAGGGUGAUGUUUUGAGAAAAAGAGAUAGUACAAAAAGCUUAAAAUGAGCUUCAGUGAGCAUAUGAAUCCGGUUUGCCCCUAACCCUGACCUUUUUUAGGAAUGAGGCGUUGCUUUUAGCUGUUCCUGGAGGUAAUAUACACCGUGAUUUAUCUUGGAUGGAGACACAACACUGGUAUUUCACAACCAUCUUUCCUUCUCCUGGUCCAGACUUCUCAAAGAGCCCUGCUCGGAGGAGGAGGGGCAGCAGAGCCCCACUUCUGCUUUCUUAGGGCUCUGUGCUUCCCCAGAAGGAAGAAUUAAAAAUGAGUAUGUUCAAGGAAGCAGUGACAUUUAAGGAUGUGGCUGUGGCCUUUACUGAAGAGGAGCUGGGACUGUUGGACUCUGCCCAGAGGAUGCUGUACCAAGAUGUAAUGGUUGAGAACUUUAGGAACCUGCUCUCAGUGGAAGAGAACAGUCAAAGUGAGUUAAGGACUGUUCAAGAUGGAGGAUCAAAUGAAGAGCUUUCCUGUUGGGAAAUCUGGCAACAAAUUGCAAAUGAUUUAACCAUGUAUCAAGACCCCUUGAUAAAUAAUUCUCAAUUUCAUAAACAAGGUGAUUCCCCCCACCAGGUAGGGAUAGGACUGUCUAUUCAACUUUCUGAAUAUGAGAACUAUAUGUUAAAUCAUAAAGCAGAUGAUCUCAACAAUACUAGAAAUCCAGAGUUUCUGACUCUGAGAAGCUGCGAUUUUCUGAGGAAAUCUUUUCUGACCACGUCACAGAAUUACCAAAAUGGAUAUCAGCAAAUUCCCAUGAAAAAAAAACUGUGUCAGUGUAAACAGGGUGUUGACCCCAUCAGUUGGAUUUCACAUCACCAUGAUGAUUAUAGAACACACACAAGUGGAAAAUGUCAUAGAUCUGAUGAUUAUGGAAAAGACAGCAUGAAGAUUUUGACAUUUGAUCAGAACAGCAUGAUUCACACAGGACGGGAACCUUACCAGUGUAACAAGUAUAAAAAAACCUCCAGUGAUCUUUCCAGCUUUGAUCUUCAACAGCAAUUACAAUCAGAAGAGAAAUCUCUUACAUGUAUGGAGUGUGGAACAGGCUUCCAUUAUAGCUCAUUUCUUCCUGAUCAGAGAGUUCACAUGGGAGAAAAACUGAAGUGUGAUGAAUGUGGUAAGGAAUUCAGUCAAGACUCACAUUUACAAAACCAUCAUAAAAUCCACAUGAUAGACAAACCAUACAAGUGUAAUCAAUGUGGGAAAGGUUUCAACCGUAGAUCAGCACUGAAUGUUCAUUGCAAGGUCCACACAGGAGAGAAACCUUAUAAUUGUGAAGAAUGUGGGCGGGCCUUCAGUCAGGCCUCUCAUCUUCAGGAUCAUCAGAGACUCCAUACUGGGGAGAAACCAUUCAAAUGUGAUGCAUGUGGUAAGAGCUUCAGUCGGAAUUCACAUCUUCAGUCCCAUCAGAGAGUUCAUACGGGAGAGAAACCAUACAAAUGUGAAGAAUGUGGGAAGGGCUUCAUUUGUAGCUCAAACCUUUACAUUCAUCAGAGGGUUCACACAGGAGAAAAACCCUAUAAAUGUGAGGAAUGUGGUAAAGGCUUUAGUCGGCCUUCAAGUCUUCAGGCCCAUCAGGGAGUCCACACUGGAGAGAAAUCAUACAUAUGUACUGUGUGUGGGAAAGGCUUUACCUUGAAUUCAAAUCUUCAGGCCCAUCAGAGAGUGCAUACUGGAGAGAAGCCAUACAAAUGUGAGGAGUGUGGGAAGAGGUUCGGGAGGAAUUCACAUUAUCAAGUUCAUCUAGUGGUCCACACAGGAGAGAAACCUUAUAAAUGUGAGGUAUGUGGGAAAGGCUUCAGUCAAAGUUCCUAUCUUCAAAUCCAUCAGAAGGCCCACAGCAUAGAGAAACCUUAUAAGUGUGAGGAGUGUGGGCAGGGCUUUAAUCAGAGUUCACGACUGCAGAUUCACCAGCUGAUCCAUACUGGUGAGAAACCAUACAAAUGUGAAGAGUGUGGAAAGGGAUUCAGUCGUAGAGCUGAUCUUAAAAUUCAUUGUAGAAUCCACACAGGAGAGAAACCAUAUAAUUGUGAAGAAUGUGGGAAAGUCUUCAGGCAGGCAUCAAAUCUUUUGGCCCAUCAGAGAGUCCACAGUGGGGAAAAACCAUUCAAAUGUGAGGAGUGUGGGAAGAGCUUUGGUCGGAGUGCACACCUUCAAGCUCAUCAAAAAGUCCACACUGGAGAAAAGCCAUACAAAUGUAAAGAGUGUGGGAAGGGCUUUAAGUGGAACCUUAAUCUUGAUAUGCAUCAGAGGGUGCACACAGGAGAGAAACCAUAUAAGUGUGGGGAAUGUGGUAAGUACUUCAGUCAGGCCUCAAGUCUUCAGCUUCAUCAGAAUGUGCACACUGGAGAGAAACCAUACAAAUGUGAUAUGUGUGGUAAAGUCUUCAGUCGGUCUUCACAACUUCAGUCUCAUCAGAGGGUUCACACAGGGGAGAAACCUUACAAAUGUGAGGUAUGUGGUAAGAGGUUCAGUUGGCGAUCAAAUCUUACAAUUCAUCACAGAAUCCAUGUUGUUGAUAAAUCCUACAAAAACAAUAGGGGUGGUAAGAAUGUCAGGGAAUCCACACAGGAAAAAAAUCCUAUGAAAUGAUUUUUU
Molecule: messenger RNA, 2997 nt
Organism: Nycticebus coucang (slow loris)
Lineage: Eukaryota; Metazoa; Chordata; Mammalia; Primates; Lorisidae
Product: zinc finger protein 226-like
Exons: 4
Coding region: 667-2991 (774 amino acids)
Biological process (GO): regulation of DNA-templated transcription
Cellular component (GO): nucleus
Source: RefSeq, a predicted model, not a curated record